GCUCCCUGCCCCUUGCUUGGAGAAAGGACCAGGCCUCUUAGAAACUCUGCCCCUGAAAUGAACAUUCAUUUCCUCCCGUGGGCGGCUGAGCUCUGUCUCCAGAAGGGAUUAAUUUCCCCUUUAAAAGGGCUCUGGGGAGGGCUGCUGGGCAGGGGGUGUGCCCAGGUGUCAGCCCUGCCCCGGGGUGCAAGGUUGUCCCUGCUGCAAGCUGCCUGGAGCCCUGAGGGGAGGAGGAGGGAGCCCAAGGGCCAGGCGUGUCCCCAGGGGGUCCCGGAGCUGAGGCAUCAGCGCUCAGACUUCACCUGCGACGGGCUGUGGCCAGGUGGACCGAGGGGCCGGGAAGGGACAGCUUCCCGAGAACUAAGCACAGAAGAGCCGGAAGUUGUACAGUGCCGGAUCCUAUGAAUCAGAUCUGAUAGAAGAAAGUGGUUACAUAUGAAUUCAAGUCAUGGCUGCCGACCAGUGUGAGGGGCACCGGGGCCGCAUGGCGUCCAGGCCCACAGAGCCGGUCACCAUCCUCAGCCUGCGCAUGCUCAGCCACUCGGGCCCGGAGCCACCGCCCCAGAAAGCUGCGCCCCCGUGCCCUCCCUCGUCAGAGCCCAAGACGUUCACGGUGGAGGACGCGGUGGAGACCAUCGGCUUCGGGCGCUUCCACAUCGCCCUGUUCCUGAUCAUGGGCAGCACCGGGGUGGUGGAGGCCAUGGAGAUCAUGUUAAUCGCUGUGGUGUCCCCUGUCAUCCGCUGUGAGUGGCACCUGGAGAACUGGCAGGUGGCAUUCGUGACCACGAUGGUGUUUUUUGGCUACAUGGUGUCCAGCAUCCUCUUUGGGCUCUUGGCUGACAGAUACGGCCGCUGGAAGAUUUUGCUCCUCUCCUUCCUGUGGGGCGCCUACUUCUCUUUGCUGACCUCCUUCGCACCUUCGUACGUCUGGUUCGUCUUUCUGCGGACCAUGGUGGGCUGCGGCGUGUCCGGCCACGCACAAGGGCUAAUUAUAAAGACUGAAUUUCUGCCCACAAAAUAUCGAGGCUAUAUGCUUCCCUUGUCUCAGGUUUUCUGGCUUGCGGGCUCCCUGCUCAUCAUCGGCCUGGCCUCCGUGGUCAUCCCCACCACUGGGUGGCGCUGGCUCAUCCGCAUCGCCUCCAUCCCGGGCAUCAUCCUCAUCCUGGCCUUCAAGUUUAUUCCCGAGUCUGCUCGGUUCAACGUCUCCACCGGGAACACCCAGGCUGCCCUGCGCACCCUGCAACGCAUCGCCUCGAUGAACCGUGCCGUCCUGCCGGAGGGGCAGCUGCUGGAGCCCGUGCUGGAAAAAAGGGGAAGAUUUGCAGACCUGCUGGAUGCUAAAUAUUUACGGACCACAUUACAGAUCUGGGUCAUAUGGCUGGGAAUCUCUUUCGCCUACUAUGGGGUCAUCCUGGCAAGUGCAGAGCUGCUGGAGCGGGACCUGGUGUGUGGGGCGAAGUCGGAGUCCCAGGAUGUGCACAGCGUGGACUCAGAGGGCAUCCAGAGCCCCUGCUACUGCCACCUGUUUGCCCCCUCUGACUACCGGACCAUGAUCAUCAGCACCCUUGGGGAGAUUGCUUUGAACCCUUUAAACAUCCUGGGCAUCAAUUUCCUGGGAAGACGGUUGAGCCUUUCCAUCACCAUGGGAUGCACGGCUUUAUUUUUCCUUCUCCUCAAUAUUUGUACUUCCAGCGCUGGCCUCAUCGGCUUCCUCUUCAUGCUGAGAGCCCUGGUGGCCGCCAACUUCAACACCAUCUACAUUUACACCGCCGAGGUCUACCCCACCACGAUGCGCGCCCUGGGGAUGGGGACCAGCGGCUCCCUGUGCCGCAUCGGGGCGAUGGUGGCGCCGUUCAUAUCCCAGGUUCUUAUGAGCGCAUCCUUCUUGGGAGCCCUGUGUCUUUUUUCAUCUGUCUGUGUUGUGUGUGCCGUUUCUGCAUUUACUCUUCCCAUCGAGACCAAAGGACGGGCCUUACAGCAAAUUAAAUGAAGACCUGCAAAGCUGGAUCUACCAGGGGAGAUCAUUUUCAUGGAGCUGUGGCACAUUUAAAAAACUUGAUUUUAUUUCUCUGUGCUACUUGGUAGUUAAUAAACUUACCUAUUUAAAAGAAUAAGGUGCACAUGGGAAUGCAGCUGGGCAGCUGUUCACAUACUGUCACCCGAGGGGGGACCAAUGUAAACUUUCAUAAAAAACGCUGUGAGACGGAAAAGGCAGUAAAUGCACAUUGUUGGA
Molecule: messenger RNA, 2233 nt
Organism: Chinchilla lanigera (long-tailed chinchilla)
Lineage: Eukaryota; Metazoa; Chordata; Mammalia; Rodentia; Chinchillidae
Gene: Svopl
Product: SVOP-like
Exons: 18
Coding region: 449-1990 (513 amino acids)
Biological process (GO): transmembrane transport
Cellular component (GO): membrane
Molecular function (GO): transmembrane transporter activity
Source: RefSeq, a predicted model, not a curated record